Molecule: messenger RNA, 749 nt
Organism: Salvelinus fontinalis (brook trout)
Lineage: Eukaryota; Metazoa; Chordata; Actinopteri; Salmoniformes; Salmonidae
Product: voltage-dependent calcium channel subunit alpha-2/delta-1-like
Exons: 8
Coding region: 18-734 (238 amino acids)
Cellular component (GO): L-type voltage-gated calcium channel complex
Molecular function (GO): voltage-gated calcium channel activity
Source: RefSeq, a predicted model, not a curated record
ACCCAGCAUCCCCUUGGAUGGACUCGCGAAAAACGCCCAAUAAGAUCGACCUCUACGACGUCCGGCGGCGACCGUGGUACAUCCAGGGGGCAGCGUCGCCUAAGGACAUGCUGAUCCUAGUGGAUGCGAGUGGCAGUGUCUCUGGCCUCACCCUGAAGCUAAUCCACACCUCUGUCAACGAGAUGCUGGAGACCCUGUCUGACGAUGACUACGUCAAUGUGGUCUAUUUCAAUGAUAAAGCGGUGAAGGCGGCAUGCUUUCAGAACCUGGUCCAGGCCAACGUGCGGAACAAGAGGUUCCUGAAGGAUGCUGUGCGGAACAUCUCAGCCAAGGGCAUCACAAACUACAAAGGCGGCUUCGAGUUGGCCUUCGAGCAGCUCUCAUCGUUGAACGUGACCCAGGGCAGGGCGUUGUGUAACAAGAUCAUCAUGCUGUUCACUGACGGAGGAGAGGAGAGGGCCCAGGAGAUCUUCCAGAAGUAUAACGCUGACAAAAAGGUGCGGAUAUUCACGUUCUCAGUGGGCCAACACAACUAUGACAAAGGACCAAUCCAGUGGAUGGCCUGCACCAACAAAGGGUACUAUUACGAAAUCCCCUCCAUCGGUGCUAUCAGGAUCAACACUCAGGAGUACCUGGAUGUACUGGGAAGGCCCAUGGUCAAAGCAAACAACAAGGCCAAGCAGGUUCAAUGGACCAACGUUUACCAGGACGCACUGGUACGUUACACCAACUGACACAAUGUUGAACGG